Messenger RNA from Meloidogyne enterolobii, 411 nucleotides. Lineage: Eukaryota; Metazoa; Nematoda; Chromadorea; Rhabditida; Meloidogynidae. The record is from the annotation of a GenBank genome assembly.
UUUUGAAGGGAAAAAACAAAAGUGGGAAGGAUGUCAAGGCUGGAACGGGCCGGGUUAAUCAAAAAACAGUACUUGUGCAGUUUCCCUCCCAUAAAUCGAAUUUCGGGUCGAAAAAAUGUCCGUGUUGUGGGCAGUCCGACCUCAACCUUGUUGUACCAAGGGAAAAUAAUGUGUAGAGAAAAGGGUUUUCGAUUCUUAGAAAAUCCUUGGGUAUCCGGCUACAAGCGAAAACCCCGAAACAAAAAUAAUUUGCCCGAUACCCGAACUGACACCCCUGACUUGGGUCAGAUGUUAUACAUUGACAGAUGGGCUGGCACAAGAAAAAAAGUUCGGGUUGGCUUCAUAGUAGUUUCCAAAAAUUUAUUCGAAUUGAAAAAAAAAAGUCCCAUGAACCAGAAAAUCCUUUUUUAA